AUGCAAACCUCUAUGAACAAGGUGCAAGGUCUCUUCCCAGACCUGCCUUAUGUUAAACUGAUUCCGGCACAUCGACAUCCCUCAUUCAACUACAAGGGUUUCCACCCAGGCCGCACGAUUCUCAACAAAGGUCAUGUCCGAGAAGCGGGUCUUAGAACUUUCCCGACAGAUGUGAUCUUCGAACAUGAUCAGACCGUUACGCUGAGAGAUGGGAUCAAGCUUUACGCUGAUAUUUUCCGUCCUCUACAGUCGGACACGGACGCUGUGCCAGUCAUCAUCGCUUGGUCUCCAUAUGGCAAAUCGGGGACUGGAGCGCAUAACUACGACAACAUGAUCCCCUUCAGAGCUGGCUAUUCGAAGGACAAAUGGUCGGGAUAUCAGAAGUUUGAGGCCCCCGACCCGGCUGAGUGGUGUCAGAGAGGUUACGCGGUUCUGAAUAUCGACUCGCGUGGGUCUGGAGUAUCAGAGGGCGACCUGGCGAUCUACGGACUACAGGAGGCUGAGGACAUCUUUGACACGAUAGACUUCAUCUCAAAACAGCCGUGGUGCAACGGUUCUGUUUGCAUGGCGGGCAACUCGUGGCUGGCAAUCUCGCAGAUCAAUUUUGCGGCCCGACUUUCGCAUCCUGCUCUCAAAGCAUUUGCUCCGUGGGAGGGUUUCACAGACUACUAUCGGGAGAGGAUCGCAAGAGGAAGCAUACCAUAUCUUCCCCUUUUCCAAAAGAGUCUUGCUGGGUCACUAGCAGGGGCCUCGUCAAUGUUAGUCUCCAGGCCACUGUAUGAUGAGUUCUGGGAGACUAAGCGAAUCCCGGUCGAGAACAUUGAUCAUAUUCCCUUGUACCUCGUGGCAUCCUAUUCUUCGCUACUCCAUUCUCAUGGGUCAUUCACUACAUUCCGAGACGCCAAGACCGGUCUUAAAUGGCUGCGUAUUCAUCCAUAUCAAGAAUGGCACGACCAAUAUCGUCCGGAGAUUUUAGAUGAUCUCCAGAAGUUCUUCGACAGAUACUGCAAAGGAAUAUUGAACAGCUGGGAGAAUGAUACGCCUCGCGUCAGACUCUCGUUGCUGGGUUUCGAGGAGGAUGGGGGCCUAGCAAGUACAAUAGUGGAGCGACCCGAGAGAGAAUACCCAUUGGCACGCGAGAUGAUGCAAGUACUUUUCCUCGACGCUUCUGACAUGAGUAUGAAGCCGAGAGUGCCCUCUUUGGGAGUGCAUUGCGCCUAUGAAGCACACGGUAUGCACGAGGCUGUCGAGUUCAGCGCAUGCUUCGACACAUACACAGAAAUUGCCGGCUACCCCAAACUAAAAGUAUUUGUAUCUUGCGCAGACCACGAUGAUAUGGAUGUCGUGUGCCAGCUCCGGAAAGUCAACAGCAAGGGGGAGGCUUUGGAGCAGCCGACAUUUCCACACCCAUCACCAGUGAGACAAAGACCGGACUUGAAUACCGCAAAAAUUCUUGGACCACAGGGCUUUCUCAGAGCAUCGCACGCUAUUUCUCGCAACGACAGCAACACCAUUGGGAAUGACAUAUUUUACGAGCACAAUCGAAAGCAAGCAGUACAAAGAGGCGAGAUUGUAGAGCUGGAGAUCCCCAUCUGGCCUGUCGGAUUUGUCUUGGCCCCUGGUGAAGGCAUCAUGCUUCGCAUUUCUGGACAGGAUAUGAGUUUGCCAGAGCUCCCGGACUGCGUUGCUACGGAGCCAUGGGACCACAACGUGGGACGGCACUCAGUCUUCACGGGAGCACAGUACGCAAGCGCCCUCACAUUGCCGAUAGUUCAGCAAAUUGCUCGGUCCGCUCUAUAG
Zasmidium cellare ATCC 36951 is the source of this 1800-nucleotide messenger RNA. RefSeq lists its product as uncharacterized. Lineage: Eukaryota; Fungi; Ascomycota; Dothideomycetes; Mycosphaerellales; Mycosphaerellaceae. Bases 1 to 1800 code for a protein of 599 amino acids. The transcript is spliced from 6 exons. Gene Ontology annotation, molecular function: dipeptidyl-peptidase activity. The record is from RefSeq and is a predicted model, not a curated record.